CACAAGCCUAGUGCGCAGGUGAAGGAGGACGUUUUAAUAAACUGUGCCGUUUUUUUUACGUGUCAUUAUAAAUAUGAUCAAUUAACCAAGCGGACAUUUGUCACCAGCUUCCCUCCUGUCUUUUCCUGCCAUGGCUCCUGUGCAUACCAGGACAGGCUCCAGUUCCCCAUGACCCUGAACUUGAGAAGUGUUAAGAUUUAAGAGGAUCUGCAGCACUCUCUGCUGGCCACUGCACAGAUAAAUGUGGACAAAGAUAAUAUUGUAUUUUUAGAGCAACCAUUCUUGAAAUUCUGUCACUUUGACCUCGAACAUUGUGUGCGCAGUGUGACAUUUCAUGGUGUGUGUAAGGACAGUGGAUGGUUUGCAUAAAUAAACCACUGUUUGCUAAUAACAUCUAUAACUCCGUCUCUUUAUGAUCCAGUGUCUGUCCCUCUGUCUUCUUCUCAACUGUGUAUAAGUUUAACCUCAACAUUACUCAUCCCUAACUGUUGCCGUUUCCAUCGCUCCAGUAUACAAAACAUGCAAACAUCAGGCUUGUUUGUGGCAUAAAGUUCCUGGAAUGAAUUUAUUUGCAUGGCUAUCACUGUUUAUAAUCAUUCUACCGUGCCUUUCCUGAUGCAAACACUGUCAGGUUAGGCAAAGCAGAGCAGUCCUCCUUUAGCUCUGUGCGUGAGGAGACAACACCACCACAGAGAAUAGUUAUGAGGGAGAUACCUCUGUAUGUUUUGCUUGGUCAUCUUCUCAUAGCUGCAGUUGGCUCUGUCUGUGUACCUGUCCAGUGCCUGAAAUGUAAUAUCAAAGGACAAACUUUAGCAGAUUCUUGUCCGCUCUGCAACACUACAGCACAGUGCUUCAAUGUGACUACAUCCAACUGCACCAAAGACUUUAAGGUCUUUGUCAACAGCAGUGGAUCUGUGGCAAAUGCGGGUGAAGAAAUCACUCUAACAUGUUGCCAUGACCUUCCCAAUCUCAAUCUGAUGUUUGAAUGGACGAAGGAUAAGAACAAAAUUGAAGAACGUGGAAAUGGAAGCAAGCUGGUUCUCCAAAAAGUGACGUUGCGUCAGUCAGGCAAAUAUUCCUGCUCUGUGACGAGCCUUUGUGGCACUUUUAAGUCUCUGCCACACGAUGUCACUGUAAACGACAACAGUGUGGUGAUCUUGGUGGUUUGUGGUGUUGGUGCUCUGGUCCUGGUUGUGAUUAUGGGGAUGGCUAUGAAGUUCAAGCUGAAAAGAGACAACGUUAAACACAAAGAGAGGAUGAGGCAGAGAGCACAGGCUGCACAGAGUAGCAGUCCAGCUCCAAUCACACCAAGAGAUUCCUAAAUAAGCACCAGUUCAUCAUAUUCAGAUGUACUAAACAGAUAUAUUGUUGGCAGAUAUAUUAUUACUUGCUGUUGUAUUAUUUGCUGUAGAAAUAAACCCUCUAUUAAUCUCUCUCUUGUAGGCUAAGUGUGUUCGAUCAGGUGAGGUUAAGGGCUUAUGUACAGCAGGGUGGAUCCAUUGUUUAGCACAGUGCUCAGGGUAGCCACGCCCACUGAGCAGAAAAGCCUGUUCAGUUGAGGAAAAGAGCCUAGAAAUGUUUUAAUCCAGGCACAGGACAGGCGUGCUCCAACUAAUCCCACUGAAUGCUCUACUCACAGGAGGCACACCACAGAAGAGCCACACAGAGCAGCUUUACCGCAGCUUGCAUGUAAUGGAUAUGUGAGAUGUUAAUGCUAUCCACUCUUCUCCAAAAGAUGGAUGGAUGUGAGGAUUUGAGAGUUGACUUAUGAACAUAUAAAUAAUAGGUUCCCCGGUUCAACAUGAUAUAAUCUUUCAAAGUUUGUGUUAAGCUCUAUGUACACUGCCAGGCCUCACACUGAGUGUUUGUGUUUUUUUUCUGUAUUAUCAGCAUUUCCUCCCUUCAGCCAUAUGGCAAACUUUUCUCCUAUUUUGGUGUGCGAGUGUGUCAGGAAGGACUGUUUAUUCAGUUUCCUCCUAUAGCAGGUGGCUGAGGGAUAAUCCAGGUAAAGCCAGUGCAAAGUGGAGAUGGAGGGUUGGACAGAGGAAGGGGGAGGGUGAAUGUGGUGGCCUUUGCAUGGGUGACUAGGGCUAAUUCUGGCCUCCUAAUCCCGGCCCCAUCCACCCUCCCCCUCUUCCUGCCCGCUAACUCCACGGCGCAAUGAGGAGCAAUUGACGCCCAGGUAGACGUUACUAUCACAUACACAUAUAGCACUUAACUCGCUCGAGUUUACAGAGGAAGAAGAGGGGGAACAUACAGGGGAGUGCUGGUACCUUCUGUGAAUAGCUAACCUGGGUGACCUGGAUAGCUAACACACCUGUGUGAGCUUCACUGGAGAAUGUAGCUGCAGCCCUCCAGCCAAGCCAACAGGAAACAAGCCACCAUGGGAGAAGCUCAAAAGCAGGGCUUACUCUCCGUCAUUGAGAAACUGAAGGGAUCCACAGAGCAAGAGGUCAGGAUAGUGCUCCUGGGAUUGGACAACGCCGGCAAGACCACCCUGCUGAAGAGCCUCGCCUCCGAGGAUGUGAAUACAAUCACACCAACGCAGGGUUUCAACAUAAAGAGCGUGGCCUCACAUGGCAUGAAACUUAAUGUGUGGGACAUCGGAGGACAGAGGAAGAUCAGGCCCUUCUGGAAAAAGUAUCUGGAACAUACAGACCUCUUGAUUUACGUCAUUGACAGUGCAGACAAGAAGCGGUUUGAAGAGACGGGACUGGAGCUGUCUGAGCUGAUCGACGAGGAGAAUCUAAAGGGCGUUCCAGUGCUCAUCUUUGCCAAUAAGCAGGAUCUGGCCACAGCGUCACCGGCCAGUGAGAUCGCCGAGGGACUCAACCUGCAUACAUACCGGGACCGUGAGUGGCAGAUUCAGGCCUGCUCAGCUGUGUCUGGGGAGGGAGUUCAGGAUGGCAUGAACUGGAUUUGCAACAAUAUUGUGAAUAAGAAGAAGUGAAGACACAUCAGGAACAACUGACCAGAGUCAAACAGAGAAUCAG
Messenger RNA from Acanthopagrus latus (yellowfin seabream), 2993 nucleotides. RefSeq names its product ADP ribosylation factor like GTPase 3, like 1 (gene arl3l1). Gene Ontology annotation, cellular component: microtubule cytoskeleton; cytoplasm. Gene Ontology annotation, biological process: cilium assembly. NCBI's taxonomy places the organism in Eukaryota, Metazoa, Chordata, Actinopteri, Spariformes, Sparidae. The transcript is spliced from 14 exons. Gene Ontology annotation, molecular function: GTPase activity; GTP binding. The record is from RefSeq and is a predicted model, not a curated record. Bases 2384 to 2950 code for a protein of 188 amino acids.